CUCUGUGGCCAUCGGAACCGAGGUCCGCCUGCCAAGACCUGGCAAGGAUUCGACUUUGUUGUGGCGUCUUCUUCAGCCGCGCAACAGUUUUGUUUGAAGCGUCAACACGUGCGGUAGUCACUCGUCCUUGGUCCUGCUACCCGAAUAUUGUCCAACUUUUGUGAAAGGACUCGCUUACUUUCGCGUAGCGCGAAAUAAAUAUACUUAUUGCAAAAGUGCACGUCAGUCAGUCAGCAAUCGAAGCGAAUCGAAUCGAAUCCAAUUGAAUAAAGUCUCAAGUGCUACCUCCUCCAGAAAUACCAACAAAAUAAGGAAAAAACAAAGCACCCAAUUUAACCGAUUUAUUAAUGAUUUUUGUUGUUUUUGUUGCGUGCCGGCAUUAAUACAAAAUAGAAAAUAAAUUCAGAAUUAGGCGAAGGAGCAGGGCAAGUCGGGCGGCUGAAUUAAUCAAAUUAAAAGUACUUGGCCGUGCAAUUACGCAGAAUGCCGUUUGCCUUUUAAGUUGCAUAUUGUUCGGCGAUCUGAGGAGGAGUGCGAGCAGUGCGGACUGAAGCAGAGCGGAUUGGACUGAACUGGACUGGAGUGGAGUGGAGUGGAGUGGCGUAGAGCUGAGAAGCGGAAAGGCGGAAAAGCGCGGAAAAGCGGAAAAACGACGAACGUUAAGCAGGCGAGGUGAGGUGGAGAAGAAGUGCCACUGACAGUGGCAGUAAGUUACGGGCCAAGUUUCGCCGGAGUCGCCUUGUCGCUGGCGCAACUGGCAUAACUCAGAGCUGAUGAAAUAUGGAGCUGCUGCAGGCCCUUUGCUGUACGCUGCUCCUGCUUUUGGCCAGGAUGCAAGUUCUGCUUGCUGUCAGCUGGGAGGAUUGGUGGACAUACGAUGGCAUCUCAGGACCUGCCUUUUGGGGCCUCAUCAAUCCGGAAUGGUCGCUCUGCAACAAGGGUCGUCGCCAGUCGCCGGUCAAUCUGGAGCCCCAACGCCUGCUAUUUGAUCCCAACUUGAGGCCCAUGCACAUAGACAAGCACAGGAUAUCCGGACUGAUCACUAAUACGGGACACAGCGUCAUCUUCACGGCCGGCAAUGAUACGGUGGCCAACUACGACGGUAUGCAGACGCCGGUGAAUAUCUCGGGCGGACCGCUGUCGUACCGCUACCGCUUCCACGAGAUCCACAUGCACUACGGAUUGAACGACCAAUUCGGAUCGGAGCACAGUGUCGAGGGCUACACGUUCCCGGCGGAGAUACAAAUAUUCGGCUACAAUUCCCAGCUGUAUGCAAAUUUCUCAGAUGCCCUCAAUCGCGCCCAGGGCAUCGUGGGCGUCUCCAUUCUGCUGCAACUUGGAGAUCUCUCGAAUGCGGAGCUGCGCAUGCUCACCGAUCAGCUGGAGCGCAUUCGCUAUGGCGGCGAUGAGGCAUUUGUAAAGCGUCUCUCCAUCCGCGGACUGCUCCCGGACACGGAUCACUAUAUGACCUACGAUGGAUCCACAACGGCACCUGCCUGCCACGAAACAGUCACCUGGGUGGUGCUCAACAAGCCCAUCUACAUCACAAAGCAACAGUUGCACGCCCUGCGCCGCCUGAUGCAGGGCAGCCCAGACCACCCGAAAGCGCCCCUGGGCAACAAUUACCGGCCACCCCAGCCGCUCCUGCACCGGCCCAUUCGCACCAAUAUUGAUUUCAAGACGACGAAGUCGAACGGCAAGGCCGCCUGCCCCACCAUGUACCGCGAGGUCUACUAUAAAGCGACCAGUUGGAAACAGAACUAGAAGUCAGCGACGUGAUGGCGUAACGUAACGUAUCGUAAGCGUAAGCGUAUGACGUAAGUAGCGAGCGGCGUGCAACAGGAGCUUCCACUAAACAUACAUAUAAACAAGGCGAUGCCGAGGGAAAAGGACGCGGACCGGAAGGAUUCAGAUGGUAAAGGGAAGGGACAAGGAGUGGGGUAGAGGAUCACAAAGGAAUCAGUGCAGCAGCGGCCAAAAAAAAUGGCGAUUGGAAUUACACACAUCUAUAAAUAUAAAUAGGCAAAGGAAUAAUAUGGAUAGCGAUUACGAUUACGAUAACUAGCAUUAAAUGUGAAUUUUUUUUGUCUCCCCCGAAACGAAAAUCAAUCAGACCUUGAUUGCUGUCAGAGGUUACUUUUUUUUGUGUGUGCAUAGCGUAAGUACAAUAACGAUUAAAAACAA
This is a messenger RNA of Drosophila sechellia, 2184 nucleotides long. It is a transcript of the gene CARPB, whose product is annotated as Carbonic anhydrase-related protein B. Bases 781 to 1764 code for a protein of 327 amino acids. The record is from RefSeq and is a predicted model, not a curated record. Gene Ontology annotation, biological process: one-carbon metabolic process. Gene Ontology annotation, molecular function: zinc ion binding; carbonate dehydratase activity. NCBI's taxonomy places the organism in Eukaryota, Metazoa, Arthropoda, Insecta, Diptera, Drosophilidae. The transcript is spliced from 9 exons.